Penaeus vannamei (Pacific white shrimp) is the source of this 2390-nucleotide messenger RNA. Lineage: Eukaryota; Metazoa; Arthropoda; Malacostraca; Decapoda; Penaeidae. The record is from RefSeq and is a predicted model, not a curated record.
AUAUACUGUGAUUGUGAAGCCUCUUGGCCAACAGCUUUUUCGAGAAGGCUGGGCUAGAGUGGAGCAUGGAGCACGACGAUCUUCGCAGUGCAGGUGGACUGGGACUCUCCUCUCUUGGUCCUCUAGGGGCUCCGCCAUCCUUCCUCUCCCCCCAAGCACCGCCUCUCGCACCUCUGAGAGCUACCCCCCACAAGGCCGACCAGCGACCCCUACCUCCUCCGCCUGGUCCCCCGACUCCUGCGUUCAGACAACAGCCGCCCCCAAUGAAGUCGUGCCUCAGCUGCCACCAGCAGAUUCACCGCAAUGCACCAAUCUGUCCUCUCUGCAAGGCCAAGUCACGCUCACGUAACCCCAAGAAGCCCAAGAAGAAGGAUUAAGUCUGCUAUGCACGGUCAAAACAAGCGAGAAUGUCUGUUCAGUAGUCGUUCCAAGCAGACCUUUUAUCUUACCUUCUCUUUUAUUUUUUCUGUUUGUUUUUUUUAUAAUAAUUUUUUUUAUAAUAAUCUGCAGUAUAUUUUGGGGUACUUGUUCAUGGUCAGAUGAUGUGGUUAUAUAUCUUAGUCAUAGGAAUCUUCAUUUUUUCUGUCUGUCUUUCUCCUCUGGUAGAUCUGUCGUGCAAUUUUCCUAGAAUCUUUUUGAAAACUAUCAUAAAAAUGUAGCAAACUCGGUAUUGAAAGAGAUAAUUUUGCAGUGAAAUUGGAAAAUUGGACACUAAAUUGUAAUAUUAGUAGGUGUUAAUUUUUUAAGGAGAUUUUACUUCUAAAGAAUCAAUGAAAGGAUAAGAAUUUCGAUCUUUUUCUCUCUAUCUCUCUUUCAUUUAGUAUUUUUAAAAAGGAUAAUGAAAAAAAAAACAAGGGGAUUUCCUUAUAGGCAUUUAGAAUUAAUGAUGUGUUGAUCACGUUUUUCUCAAGAAUAACUCGAAUCUCGCUGCAAAAGCAAACAAUGUGACACUUUAAGUCAUUUGAAACUUUUGUUCAAACCACUCCAUAUAAGAAAAAGCUACCUCUGUGGUUAAUUAAGUGAGGAAAACAUGUCACUGUGUGGAAGGGUGUUUUUACUGGCUUUUCUAGGAUGUGUGCAUAAGUGGUAGGGAUUAGAUAUUUUAGUAGGCUGCAGUGUAUUUUUUUUUUUUUUUUUUUUUCCUUUUUUUUUAAUAAGGAAUAUGUUAUGCUGUAUUCUCAGAAUGUUCCUAAGAAUUUUUUUUCUGUAGUGCCAAAUGUAUAUAUUAAGGAACAUGGUAAGUGUAUGUUGUCAUAACCCUGUAAUGUCAGCCGUGUACUUAUCUUCAGAAGCGAAACAAAAUGCAAGGAGUUUGUGUAUGUGCGUGUAUGAUGACGUCUAUUUUUGUGUGUACUUAGUAUAUCUAUGUACAUGUAUACCACAUGCUUGUAUAUGUGUGUAAGAUCUUGUACUUGUAAUUAUUAUUAUUUAUUUAUUUUUUUUUUUUUCAUAAAUCUUCUUGGCAGCUAGCAGUCAUUUUUGAGUUGUGAAAUGCAAUAAUGUCAUAAUGUUAAUUCCUCUUAAUUUAGUAUCUUUGUCUUAUUAUAGUUGUUUUAAUAUAAUUUUCAAUUUGAAUACAUUUAAUAAGACAGAUAUGUAAGCCGAAGCAAUUCUUGACUCUUUAUGUAGUUUUUUUCAAUGCAAGAGGCAUGUUGGCCAAUUUUGAAAGUAUUUAUUUUUGUCUGAUAUAUUUUUUAUUUUCAUGUGGCUUAACACUCGAUAACAGGAUACUCAUGUAAUUCCUUGUAUGUCUGGUUUGUCUUACUCUUGUUAUUUUCGCAGCUUAGGAUUUAUUAUUCAAAAUAUGUGGGCAUUCAUUGUCAGUUCAUUGAAUCGACUUCUUUUUUCAGUAGGAAGUGUCGAGCAUAAAUAACUAGGAAAGUGAUUUCUGACAAAAAUAAUGUGGGAAAUAUAUGAGUAGCGCUCAUGUUAGAAAUAUUGACAUCCCAGUAUAGAAGACCCAUAUCCCUGGGAGAGAAUGUGCACGUGUGUGUGUGCAUGUGCGUGUUUGUGUUCGCAUGUGCAUACAAGUGUGUGGGUGAGCAAGUGUAUGCCAUUUUUCACAUGUUGCACAACACAGUGAGUCAUUGUUGAGAGUUGGUAGUCAGUGACACAGUAAAAUUAGGAAUUUUUUAUAUGUAUUUAUUUUUUCAAUAUGCUGUAAUCUGCUUUAUACGUAACUGUUAAUCAGUCAAGAAGGGAUCAGUUGAUAUUGUUUUGAUGUAAUGAUUGUGUGACGGAUUAUGGUCUACAUAUUUUUCUUUACCUUUCUGUAGUCGCAGUAAUUUUUUGUAUUCAUUGUUGGCGCAGACAUUUUUAUAAGAAUGUCGUUGGUAACUUUUACAAUUUGUACUUCAGUCUUGAUGGUCAUUAAAAAUACUGUGUACUUA